This is a messenger RNA of Theileria equi strain WA, 1266 nucleotides long. RefSeq lists its product as hypothetical. The record is from RefSeq and is a predicted model, not a curated record. The transcript is spliced from 4 exons. Gene Ontology annotation, cellular component: membrane. Gene Ontology annotation, biological process: vesicle-mediated transport. Lineage: Eukaryota; Apicomplexa; Aconoidasida; Piroplasmida; Theileriidae. Bases 255 to 1241 code for a protein of 328 amino acids.
AAUCGAAUUGAAGUAUCCACAAAUUUGUUAUUAAUCUAUUAGUACUGUAUAGUAGUAUAGGAUUCUUCGUCCUUUUUGCUUGCAAAUCGCUUAGGUCUUCAUUGAUCCAUAGAAUCUCACCUCAGUGACAUAUAUCAGUGUUUAAUACGCAGUAACUCGGCAUUCUAUGAUAUAAAUCAAGAACUAGUGAUUAUAUGGUCAUUUGUUAGGCUUAGUACGCAAGUUAUAUCCUGAUUUGUACGAAUUUAGUCCAAAUGCCAUAUUACGAGGAUUCUUCCUGGUCACUAGAUUUUGGCGAUACAGCCGUAGAAUCUAACAAUAUUUAUGACAAGGAAGGAAGUAUAUCCACAAUGUCCUCUAUUUCAAAUGACACUCGGCCCGUGAAUGAGCAUUCUUUGGGCUCAGAUGGAUUGUAUAAUUCCAUUUACGAUUAUCAUACUACCAAGAUGGACGAUCAGACACCAUUACUACAUGGAUACGCCCUAUCAGAUAACAAAGACAGUAUGGAACAUUAUCUAGGCAUCAUCUCUAGGUUAAAUAACGACAUUGAGGAAUUCUCAAAGCUUAUCCAGACUCUUGCACUAUUUAAAUACUAUAUUAGAAAUCGUAAAAGUACGACAAACAUCAGUGAGCUGCACAAACGAUUUAAUGGUGUUUCUGCGAAUUGCUGUGCACGCAUUAAAGACAUACAAGAACAACUAGCAAAGCUUAAUCACGACAAUCAUUAUGUAAUGGUUCACCGUGAAGCGUUGCGAUUUAGUUACUCUGACUUGAGGGCAAGGUUCAAUUUACAAGAUGCUUCUGUAAAGAAGAUAAAGACACUGAUAGACACGUAUCACUCAGUAAUUAAGGAAUACACUGCUAGUGCGAAGAGGACACUUCACCAAGCUGAAACUUUGAAUACAGCUUCUAAAGCUACGGAAAAUGCAAGCAACAUAAUAAGCGAGAUCGACACAAGGGCCAAGGACAUUAUGGCAAUUGAGAAGAAUGCUAGAGACCUCAGUGAACUGUACUCAGAGUUGAAUAUGAUUAUCAAAAAGAGAGGUGAUAAUAUAAGCAGUUUGGAACACCAAAUUUUAUUGUCCGCUGAACAAAUCGAAAAGGGGAAAGAAGAUAUAUCUUUGGCGCUAAAGGAAAGAACCAACAUAAACGGACUCUAUUUCAUGUGUGUUCUGGUUGCAGUAGGCACAUGUUUCUUGAUAAUCCCAUCACACAUACGCUCAAUAGUCUUUGGAGAUUAAAAAUACAAUCUAAAUUAUAGUUUUA